UGUUCUUUUGAUUAUUAAGAAUCAUGCACACACAUUUCACGACAGAUCAAUCGUAUAAACAUUAAUUAUUUGACACAAAUGUACGUUUCCGGGCACAUGGUCUGCUUUGUUGUCCUCAUUCUCGUGAGAAAUAAAAUAAACGUUCAGUAAACGCACUUAAGACGUAUUUGUAACGAGACACUCCCAUAAGAUCAUGACUAGUAUGUCACUCGGAGCAGCAUGCACGGCAAGAUGGGUCGUUGUGUACGUUGCGACAGGAAUUUAUUCGUAGGUUUUUCAAUUUUGUUGAGAUCUAGAUUACAAGCUAAAGUAUUUGAGCUUACCUUUCGGCUAAGAUUUACACUGAAACACAACACUUUGCAUUCUUGUUUAAGUAUAUACAUUGCAUGGUUACAAGAUGUAUUUAUGUUCUUGUCUCAUUUAACCAUUGGUUAGGUGAGAAUAUAUAUAAAUGACAAAAUAUCUGAUCUUAAAAUCUAGUCACCCACCUGAUUUCCAGUGUGAACUGUGAAGAUUCAGAGGUAUUUCAGUAUGGAGCCUAACCACAGUCGGUGACUUUUGACAAUAGCUAGAAGCCCAGGUCUAGCAAUAUUUCUUUAUGUCUUGUGUGCUGUCCUUAUAAAUAUCCAUACAUUUGAAUCAAGAUCUACAGGAAUGAAACAAAACACAAGUAACAAAAUUGGACUAGUAGAUUCAAAGUGGUUGGCACAGACUGUAACCAUCGUUUUAAAGUUAUCUAUUGAAAAGAUAGGAAAUAAAUGUCGGACAAUCUAGAAAAGGGUCAGCAUGUUUAAUAAUUGCUUAUGAUGUUAUAUCAAAACAUGUUAGUUAUCUAUUUUGAGUUUUUAUCCACACUGACAAUGUCUGAACUAAUGUCUCAUAUCAUUCAUGAUUGCUAUUAAUCUUUUGUGGGAUUUGCACCCUACCCACAAAAGGUCCACAAUAAUCUUGACUAUUUUGCAGGCAAUAUCAACUAUACAAUGGACUUGGGUGAAAAUGAUGCCUUCGGGCUCCAAGAAGUUUUGCCAAAUUUGUCACAGUCGGCUUAAGCUCUACCAGAUCAACUUCAACGAAGCUAUCCAGUUGUGUGAGAACAAGGCUUGUUGCUUUCCCCUGGAGUCCCCGACUGGAAGUAUCAGUAUACAGCCCCGAGACCUCUCCCAUGUGCCAGUCCUGAAACGGAAGUCCACUUCAUCCAGGAGUGUCAAGUCCUCUUUCUCUUCACCUUUUGGGACCCCAACUGUUCUAUCUCCCACUUUCUCCCUGCCGCCCUGUGGACCGUGGAAAUUGCCAGAAUUGGGAACAGAGGGUGUUGAAUUCCCCUUCGUUGACUCAGCACAUGAAAACAGCGUCACCCCUGUGAAAGCAGCAAUUUCCUGUUUGAAUGGGAACACAGAAGAACUUGACCUUGAGGGCUUGCUAAACAGUGGUGCUUUUGAUGAACCUGUGAAAAGUGAUAACAGCUUGUGCAUUUUGAAAGAUUUCAAAGAACCUCCUCCUUUAAAAACUCAAAAUCCUCCUGCUGCAGCAGUUAACAAUGGACUUAGCUCAAACUGUAGUGAUUUCACGAAUAAAUAUGUCAGCAAAUCUUCAAAGGGUGUAUCCAGAAACCCAUUUGAUGAACUCUUAGUCGCUUUUGAUGAAAAUACCAAUGUGUUUCCUUUUGACACUGAAUUGACAAUUGGUUUGACUACAGAUGUCUCAAAUGGAUUUGGUUUGCAGGAGUUUACGAAUGGAUUGAGGUUCCAUCAGGAAGAUGCUCAUAUAUCAGAUAAGGAACUGAAUAUUGUCAGUGCCAAUAAACUUAAUAGUUUUCAUGAAUCAGAGAAUUCACUGGAUGCAGAAGUGAGAGACAUAUUUGAAUCUAGUAAAUUGAUAUUUGAGAAAAACAAUUUGUGGAGGUGUUUCUCAAAAGACAAAAUGAUGGCCCCCAUUAAGGAUAACGAAACAGGUGUAACUGAGGCUAAGCAGGAGUCAGCUGGCGAAGACACUGUAAAUGCAGGUACAGAACAAGAUGAUACUUGUAAUAUUCCAGGUGAAAAUGUGACCUGUGAAUCUGGAAUCCUGACUGGCAGUGCUGGUGCCCUAGAGGGUACAUGCGAGUCAGGGAGGGAGGAACUCACUCCGGACAGUGUUCAUAAUGGGGAGAACAAUCAUACUCAGCUAGAGAGUAACAUUGUGGACCAGAAUCCUGUUAUGGAGCCAGCUACAGCUCCGAGCAUGGACAGUCAGUGUGAAGUUCCAACAACUGUUGGAGAAGACAUGCCAGUGUCUGUGUCAGAUGUCCAGGUAACAGACCAACCACCAGUAGAGCUUAUGGAAUAUCAAGAACAAGAAGACAUUCCUGAGCAUAUAAGCAAUGACAAUCUAGAACAGGAGUUUGUUCUGCCAGAGAGUCAAAGGGAGCAGGAUUCUCCUGUAGUCCAGGAACUGACAAACCCUGAAGCUUUGAUGCAUGUCGAUAAUUCAGAGGAAAACCCAGAUGUAGAUGAGUUUGAUCAAUCAAGUGUUCAAGCAAUGGAGACUGUCCAGAUUGUGCCUGAAGCGUUUUCUGUACAAAUAGACACAGUUAUCCAAGAAGAUCCUGAAGACAGUCACACUGGAACAGAUUUUCAUGGAGAGCCAGAAGUAGUUGCUGCUUCUCUGGAUGAUGUUAGCAACACAGACGGCACAGCAGAAAGUAUUCAAGUUGCUGGUGAAGCAUUCAAUGACAACUCACAUGGUUCUCCUGAAGUCAAGGAGGACUCAGCAACAGAUGCACAAAUACAGGAUGAAUCAGUUGAGUCUGAAACAGUUGUUGCAGAAGUGGUGGACUCUGAUGUUCAGGAGACAAAUAUGGACCAGUUUGAAAUGCAAGUUGUUCCUGAAACAGGGGAGAGCAUAGUUUUGGAGGAACCAUGUCACACAGCUCCUGAUAAUUCUGAUAUUCUGUAUGAGCAGGUGGAGCUUGAAUCUACAGUGAUCAGUGAACAGGGAGGUGUAGAUAUAGCUGAACAGGAGGUUACCUCAGCAGCACUGGAGGAUCAGGAUACAGCUGCAAUUACUGUUAACACCACUUAUGUUGAAACAACAGUAACAGGUGAAGAGGAAGAUCCAGGACGAGGUGACAGUGUCUACCCAUCUGUUGAUCUACAGAAUAGUUUUAGAGCUGUACAACUCCCCACUGCUGUAGUCGCUACAGCUGAUGCUGAUGAAUGUGGGGGUGAAGUGACAUCAGCCACGGCAACAGUUGUCUGUAAUGAUGAGUUUUCUAAAUCUGAUGCUUGUGAAGAAAGUCAAAUUGUGAAUGCUGGACAAUUGGUAGGCAUGAAUAUAAACAUUCAGGCUCAGAAUGAGACAGAGUUGGUCGGUGGUGAAACUGUUGUUGGUACAGCGGAAAAUAUGUUUGUAGAAACAUGUGAGACAUUCAUAGCUGCUGGUGAAAGUUUGCAGGCUGAAGCAGGCGUUGAAGGCACAACAGACUCCACUAUACCAACUGUGAGUGUUCAGACUGUAGAGAUACCUUGUGAACAAACCAUAGUAGCUUGUGAACAAACCAUAGUAGCUUGUGAACAAGCCAUAGUAGCUUGUGAAGAAGAAGUAGCUAUUAAUCACACAGUCAUUGAGCCAGGCAGCACAGAAGCUAUUCAAGAACAGUGUGCAGAUAUCCAGGAUGGGACUGACGUCGUGUCAUCCUCAUCAGUGAUUGUGACUCAAGGUAUGAGUAUCAUUACUGGGAACUUGGAAGAGUCGGCUGUGACUGGGAUAGCUCCACAAUCAUUUGAAUACUCAACAAUUGGUCAGAUUUCAGAAACUAUUGUUGAUGCUCAGCCCUUUCAGACGAUAGAAAAUGUGCCUAUCUUAGAACACGAGGUGUCCGAGGCUUCCAAACCACUUGUUGCCACGGAGAUGCUGACUGCUGAUGAGAUGCAGCAGCCUAUUGAAAGCUUCAUGGAAGAGACCGUGGAGAGUGUUCCAAGUCAGGCACCCGAUGAGAUGAUGUCCGAAAAUGCUCCUCUCUCAGAACAUGAUCAGAUAACACAGGCUGUUGUGAACAAUACUGGCAUGGAAGUUGCAGACCAUCAAGAUUUACAGCUGGAAGAAUUUGUAGUUCCUGUGUCAGAACUAACAGGCUCUGCUGGUGGAGUGGUUGAGAAUCAGGUAGUGAGUGUCCCACUCGAGCUUGUAUCAUCAGAGAUGCAAGGUGCCGAUUCCGAGGCUCCCAUAUCUUAUACUGAGACUAUGAUAGGAGUCGACCAUGUUGUUGUCAAUCAAAGUGAAGGGUUAUUCUCUCAGGAGGGCUCUGAUGAAAUCAUGGAUGUUCAUCAAGCCGGCCUCCCUAGUCAAAGUGAAGUUGAUCACAGUCAAGGCUUGUCUGAGAACAUGAUACUGAUGAACAAACAACAUUUAGUGGAUACGAGUGUCCACACUGUUCAGCCAAACACAAUUAUUAAUAUGCCAGUUUCCAACCAAAGUGGUAUUUUUACACUAGCAUCUCAGACAAUGCCAAAUGUUAUUUCAUGUCCAGUAAUAUCGACAUCUGUUCAAGAACAGCCAUCGUCCCAUCUGAGCAGUGUAUCUGAAGUGACAUUAACAGAAGCUCAGACAAUACAGAAGGUUCCGGUCCUGGUCAGUGAAUCCUCCUUAGCUUCAUUGCCUGGAUUGACAGCUAUGACUUCUCCAUGUCCUGAAGGACAAGACUCUGUCUCAACUGCAGUCCCCACUGUAACAGAGCAGGACCACACUACCCAGGGAGUUGUUAGUCACUCCAUAAUUCCACGGUUAAAUAUGCUGAAAUAUAUAUCAAAUGUUACAUCAGCUGCACCAAAGCAACCAGUUCGACUCGGGGAAAUUGCUGAGGCAGACCUUGGACCAAUAACUCUUUUGGAUAAGAAGUGUCUGAACUUGUUUGUUCAGUGGCAAAACAAAGAUGCCAUGUGUUGGCUUGAUGUGGUGAUGAUAGUACUUUGUAACAGUGUGACUAUUCAGAAACUUUUCACUGAUGAGAAGUCUGCAGAGUCGGUGAAGGACAGUGUAUUAACAACACUGCUUAAGGCUUAUUACCAAGCUCAAAGUCUCAUGCAAAAGCUCACUGCCAAAGAACAGGAAGAUCACAAGGAAGCAAUUGCGGAAAGUUUGGCCAAAGAAUCACAGCCUGAUUCAGGCAAGGCUGAUACUGUCCUACCAGCUGGUGAAAGCGCCAGCUCCACAUUUGCUCAGAAUGGAGAGAGUCUGAAGCCCGACAAUACAGUGGAACCUGAUACUGAAUCCCCAGCCGUCAAGAGUACACCCACUGAUGCUCAAGGAACUGGUGACACUCAACAAACACAAUCAGAAACACCCACCCGAGUCAGCAGAAUCUCAAUAAAGAGUUUAACUGAAUAUUCCAAAGCUAUGGACAUAUUGGACAACAUUAGAGAAAAUAUCUGGGACGUUCUGCAGCCCAGAUUGCAGUGUGUAAGAGGCAAGAAUGACAGUCCGCUAUUUGCCUUGCCUCUGCUUGUGAGAGAGCCAGCAGUGCUGAAGGAGAAAUUCAAGAUCAAAUACAAGUACACCUUCACCUGUGAUCAGUGCUCCUACCACCAGGACGAUGAGCAUUCCAAGAUACUGCCCUCCUUCCCACAGGUGCCUGCAGAUUUUAACAUGAAGGAACCAUGCUUUGUGAGAAACUGCUUCCAGUGCAGCGCUCCUGGGAAGAGGAUGAAAAUGACUUUCAAGAGCAUCCCCGAUAUACUGCUGCUCCACUUCAAGGAAGGGCUGCCUCACAGUGGCUUUGACCAGCUCGGCUUUGUGUUUGGAGCAGAUGUUUACACAGUGACAGCUGUCAUACAGUACAAGAACAACCCUGAUCACUUUGUGGCCUGGAUCAGGAAUGGCACAGGCAACCAGUGGAUGGAGUGCGAUGACCUCAAAUCCACGCUGUGUCAGUAUACCACAGAGUUACCAGCUAUUCCACCUAAUCAGGUCCACAUCAUUAUGUGGGAGAAGAAUGUUCCGUCUCAUAAUGCAGCCAGAGAUCUGGUCGAGACCCCAAUGGCCAAUGUUCUGCACUCAUGUGUUCGUAUCAUGCAGCCGGACUUCCUGUCAGGAAGUAACGUGGUGCUGUCAGCCAAAGAACUAUUAGCUCGUGGUUUGAAACGUAAAGCAGAGGUCGCAGGUCAGAAUACUGUAAAGUAUAUCCUGUCCCAAAGCACAGGACGCAGUCUGCCCGGAAUUCUGACUCUUCCAGCUGGUUCCAGUCCUGGAGGUGUGCAGACAAUGAAAAUAGUGUCCCUCCCACCAACUAGCUCAGCACCAGGAGUUAUUACCAGUGCAGCAGGGUUGCCCGGACUUAAGGCGGUUGCUACAGCACCUUCACAGAUCCUGACAAGUGGUCAGAUUUUACAAGCAGCUGGAACUUCAAUUAAACCGAUAAUCUUGCAAAGUAAAACCAGACCAACCAUUCUGUCCAACACAUCCUCUGUGGCAUGUAAUGCACCUGGGGUAUACCAAAUUCUGCAGAAGAGUCAGAUGACAUCUUCUCCAACUGCCAGUCAGACUUCACUUCCAACAAUGAUGAAGGUGGUGCAGAGUGGGAAUAAGCUUGUGUGCCUUCCAGCUGAGAAACAUGACACUCAGGGCACAACAGUUGUGAGUGAAAAACAGUUGACCUCGGGUUCAAUCAUUGUAGGAAACCAGCGUUUAAUUCUGCCUCAGUCUCAAAAUGUACCAGGACUGCAACCAUCUCUUCUUACUGCCAGUGCUGGCACUCAGCCCAAUUUGCAAUAUAUUCAACUGGAUAAGUCCCAGUCUCUUGUGACAAGUUCAGCCAGUGCUGGCAGUUUGCAUGGAACCUCAGCCCAGGCCGGCAAGCUGCCAGUCAUCUCAGCAUUGAAGGAUGGACAAGGCACUACUACUCUUCUUGCUCAACAAGUGGGUGGUAUGGCCAAGACCUAUACUGUAGGAGCAGAUGGUAUCCUUCAAGAGAUAGACAGGGAUGCUGUUGGUAACGAAUCCUCUCCGAUCAAGAAGCAAAGAGUGACUGUUCUUCAAGGAUCUCUGCCAUCAACGCCCAGCAUGUCUGGACCUAAAAUCAUAGUGAAGAAGAAAACUGAGAGUGGGGAAAUAGUGGAAAGUGUUGUAACUGAUCUAGACCAGCAACAAAGUAGUGACUUUAUGAAAGCAAUAGAAGCAUUGAAAAGUGGGGACACGCAAGCUGGGACUCUCAUCCAGCAGCUUAUAAAGAGCAAGAUGACCAACCAACCACAAUCUUUUAGUCCAGUGUUGUCUGAUGAAGGCCUGUCUUCAUCAGACACUGGGGCAAUGAAGGUAAUCAGUGUUAAACCAGCAACACAAGCAAUAGGGCAACAGACUGUGCCGAUGCCAGGUGGUAGUGUCAUUAAGAAAUAUGUUCAGGUUGGUGACAAUACGAUUCAGGUGAAAAGUCAAGAAAUGUUGCCUGUCAUAGAGAGAGGCAGGGGAAGAGGACGUGGAAGAGGGAGGGGAGGCAGAAAACAGAAAGAUCCUCCUCGGCCUGGACCAAGUAUAAAUAAUCAGACCUCUGCAGAGACACCAAUAGACCUCACAUCCUUGCAGAGCAGCCCAGAGGCCAUGAGAGCUGUCACAUCAGAACCACAACAUAUUGUCAUUGCAUCACCACCAGGACAGACUAUUCAUUCUGGAAUCAAAUUAAUAGGCAGCCCAACCUCCCAAGGAAAUAUAUCUACAUCUAAAGUGAUCAAACUCUUGGCAGGGUCUUCAAAAGAUACUCAACUUAUUGGACAGUUGGCAGCUAGCCAAGCCGUAGUUAGCAGUGCUUCUUUGGUGUCAGGAAGACAGAUUCUGCCUCAAGGACAAACAGCCACUUAUGCUGGUACUUCUUUGAUAUCUGGACAAAAGGUAAUACCUCACUCAGUUGUCACAUCCGUGGGCUCAGUGGCUUCUUUGAUAUCUGGUCAGAAACUGAUUCCCCAAGUUCACACAUUGGGUACAGCCUCCGGGUCAGUUUUAGUGUCCCCUGGACCACAGGUGAUACCUCAGGUACAGACAGUGACAUCGCCUCCUCCUGUUACUUCCAUGAUGGCUGGUCAGAAAGUAUUAUCUAAGGUACCAACAGUGACAGCUACUGCAGGAAAGAAGGUCACAACACUAUUGGCAAGUCAUAUUAACCAAGAGGCAGUCUUCAAAAAGAAUAUUGCAAAUCCUGAACAGAAAGUCAUGCCAGGGAAGAAGGGGUUGCAAGACAAAAGGAAACCUGUGCUGUCUUCGGAAAAGUCAAGCCCAGUGAAAUUUUACUUUCCUUCUGGUAAACCUAUACCUUCAAGCCAGUCGCCUGUUGGUACGAUAUCACAAACAUCUCAGCCUACGGCCUCUAGUCCAGCGACUCAGCCUAUAAGUCGAAGUAUAACAGGUGCAAUGCUUACACCACACAAGACUAUAUCGGUUGUUCCGAAUACCCCAUCGUUGCAGCCAGUCACAUCAUUAAUAAAUCAGCAUCCACAACAGAGAAAUGAAUCUCAGAUCUCUAAAGGAAGCCUGUCUUCACCAACAUCUCCUCCAGCAGGAGCUUCAAGCCUGUCCCCAAGAUCAACUGUUGAUGCAAGUCAAUCCCCAGGAGGGUUUUCCCCUGGUGCAGAUGUUGAGCUGAUGUCAGACUCAGAUGGGUCCACUUCUCCAACUAAAAUGCCAACCCGUGGUCCUGUUAUCUCAGUGCGUGGAGCACAAGGUGAUGCUGCAUUACUUGCCAAAGCUAUUCAAGAUUUAAUGAAACAAGGGGUGACUAUACAACAAAUACAAACACCAGGGUUCCUUUCCAAGCUGCUAACCACAAUGAAAUCUUCAGCUCACCCUGCAACAGCCCCAGAGGGGGUUACUGCAAAGAGUCUGAUUCAGACAACACAUGGGACAAAGAAACCAGUUCCAGCUGUUGCUAAGUCUCAGAAACCGAAGACAAUUGUGAAGUCCCCAUCACAUACAGUAACAAGCAAGUCUGCAGAUUCUUACGAAGUGUUGCCCAAACCGGCCAUGGGCAACAUGGCUGCCACACAAAUAGGAACUGUGGGUGCUGGUGCAGUAACCAGUCCAGGUUCAGCCUCAGUUGAAGCGAUGUCACCACCUAAGCUAAUAUCACUCUCUGAAGAAUCAUCAAGUGAUUCUGAUUUAACAACAGCUAAGUCAGCAGUUAUUGUGAAACCUGGACAAUCAUACCUAGCUGCAGUGAAACCAUUUCUGAAACUGAAACCAACUGAACCUGUCAACCAGUCUGUGUUUGAUGGAUACAAGUUAAAGUCGGGGACAGUUACGAGUACACAAACAAAACCUGUCAGUGGGUUUACCACUAUAGACAUGCAGAGUGACCAAGUCCAGGGCACGGAUGGCAGUGCCAACACAAUGCCCAGUCCUGUGAUUACUCCAGUCCCAGUAGUUGCAUCUUCAUCCACGAGUCAAAUUACUUCAACUAGUCAGGACUCUGUGAAAGCAGUAGAAGCUUCACAGCCAAGUCAAACAGUCACAUCUUCUCCAGAAGGAAAAGCAGUGAAAACAACAGCCAAAUCCAGCAAAGUCAUUAAGGCUAUAACCCCAAUUAGAAUGCUACCAAUGACGUCUCCUGAAAUAAAAGCAGCUGUAAAAAGGUCUAUAGUAAAAACUGAUGUUUCACCUGGAAAGGUUACAAAAGGACCUUCAGAGGUAAUGGUAGUUGAAAUUCCUACAGCUGGUAAGAGCAAGAAGUCCAAUCCACUAGAUCUGAUUGCUGAUGCUGCAAUAUCCCGAUUAACUGUUCAGAAGGACUCUGAUACUGAAACACUCCCUGAGAUUUCUGUGCCAUCAAAAGGACGAGGCAGAGGCCGUGGUAGGCCACCCAAAAAUGCUGCUCGUAAUCAGACUCCAAAGACAGAUUUGGUUCAGGCUGCUGCUAAUCCUGAACCAAUAAAUACCAAGAAAGGUCCAGAUCUUUCAGGACCAACAAAAAAGACACCAGGGCACAAAAGGAGCUUCAUGGAUGCUUUUGAGCUACCAGUGGUGACAGACAUGUUGACAGAUGAAAUUCCCAAUUCAUCUCUGUCCACACCUGUCCCAGAAGCCACCAAGGAUACUGUUGUGGAGGAUGGACAAUCUACUGCAGCAUUGAAUCAAACAUCCCCUGUAAGCUAUGGAACACCCAUAGGAAAAUUACAGAAGCUCAAUCCUGGUUCAAUAGAUCUUGUUACAAUUGCUGAUACACCCAGAACUAGAGGCAGGCCACGCAAGCAAGCGACAGUGCCAUAUGGCACAAUAACACCCAAACCACCUGUAGGAAGAGGUAGAUCUCAACAGCAGUCACCUUCUGCAGGAAAAGGUCCUAGACAGUCAUCUGAUUCUUCAACUGUUACAGAUUCUCAUACUCGGAUGUCACGAAGACAGUCAUCAGAGGAAAUGGUCAAGUUAGACACUCCAGAAACUAAACCUAGAGGACGUCCUCGGAAACAGUCAACAGAUACAAGUGAUAGGACACCUGCUGAGUCUCCCGCAGAAUCCAAACCUGUUGGCAAAAUUAGAAGACAGUCGUCUGAUGCUAGCAAAGAAGUAGUUCAAACACCCAAAGAGAGUCGAGGGAGAGGGAGGCCUCCUAAGGUUGUGCACACUUCAAGUCCUGAUACAUCCCAACCUAGAGGUAGACCUCGGAAACAGUCGCUAUCACCAUCUGCCAGAGCCGAUAAAACAUCAGCAAAACUAGCAGCUGAAGAUGGACAUGCAAACAUGUCUGAAAACAACUCGAAGUUGGAACCCACUGAAGUCAAGUCCACCUCGGAGAUACUUGUAGUGUCAGAGGUUAAGUACAUUGGCAAGUACAAGAUCCAUCCGAUUGAGAGACCCAAUACCAGGCGGUUUAGAAACCCUGGUAAGACAGAAGAAUCGCCAUCAAAGCAAACUGAGAAGGAAGAUAACAUUACAGCUGCAAAGAAUGAUGCUGAAAAGCCAACUAAACGACGAGGACGACCACCAAGCAAUCCAGCAAAGAAAGCUAAGAGAGAGUAGAUACAAGAGCACUCUGUAUCCAGUGAAGUUAUGGGCGAUUCCACUUAAGGUGAAAGAAACAAAGUCUGAAUUGAUGGGGAUAUCUUUCAUGUGCUACAGACAAUUUUGCACUAAAACAGAUGUUUUCAAAUCAUAUGGACCGGAUGCCUUUAACAUGUGAAGUCUGAGAGUUUUGUCCAGCAAUAGAAUGUUCUGAAUGUGGUAAUAGAUUUGAGGCAGUUACACACAUGCUGCAAAUGUUUGCAUCAGUGUUGACAUCACAUUAUAUAUAUAUGGUCUGAUACUGUACAUAUGUAUAUGAAAUCUGGGAUGUGCAUUGUGUGUUAAUGAAUUAUGUGGGACGUCAUUCCACAACUAGUAUGCCAUCUUUACCACUGUGCAAGGUGGAAGAAGAUAACUGGAGCAUCGGGCAUUGAUAUUUUACAAAAUGUAAUAUCAAUAAUUGUUCAAAUUAAAAUCACAUUAGACAAUAAUCUGAAAAUAUUAAUUGUAACAGCACAUUGAGAUUAUUGUGCGUUUGUUUAUACUCUUAUUAAGGAUUAUAACACUUAAAAAUCCUCAGAAAUUCCUAAGAAUUCAAGAAUGCUUUUACUUGUGGAAUUGCAUGAACAGUUUAAAAUCUCACUGGUCAUAAUUUGAAAUGUUGCAGUUCAUUGCAUGUUAUCAUUUGAUCAUUCCAGGAGCCGAAUCAGUUGGCUUUAAAUACGUCUUGUAGUAUGACAUAGUUGUUAUAUUGUCCACCAUGAGAGAAUGUUCAUAAAUGAUGUGCUCCUGAUGCACAAUAUAUAGCACAUCCGGGGCAUUGAUGAUUUCAUUGAUGUGCAGUUUCUCGUUUUGUUUAGUAUUUUCUUUUAGUAUAAUGCGAACAUGUAUAAUCAAUUACUUGCCGACUCAUUGUGUUGCAUAUGGUGCUUCAAGUCAUUUACAAGCAAUUUUUAUGACACUUAAAGAUAGAGCUUGUGAAUGUUACACAUGUAUUGAAACAUUGUACAUCAAGUGUAAAUACACAUCUACAUUCACAGCUCAUGCACUAUAUCUAUACCUAUGUGUAAAGCAGUUAAGUCGGCCUGAAGUCAAGUACUUCAUGGGAAGAGAUUUUGUAAAUACAACUUGACAGUGGCAUUAUGAAUUUAUAUUUUUGUUCUGUUAAAUGUUCAAAAUGUUUAUAAACAUGAUUUAUGAAAGAAAA
Molecule: messenger RNA, 12163 nt
Organism: Haliotis rufescens (red abalone)
Lineage: Eukaryota; Metazoa; Mollusca; Gastropoda; Lepetellida; Haliotidae
Exons: 5
Coding region: 889-10974 (3361 amino acids)
Biological process (GO): Cajal body organization; protein desumoylation
Cellular component (GO): Cajal body
Molecular function (GO): SUMO binding; DNA binding
Source: RefSeq, a predicted model, not a curated record